Protobothrops mucrosquamatus (brown spotted pit viper) is the source of this 1620-nucleotide messenger RNA. RefSeq names its product 4-aminobutyrate aminotransferase (gene ABAT). Lineage: Eukaryota; Metazoa; Chordata; Lepidosauria; Squamata; Viperidae. Bases 59 to 1561 code for a protein of 500 amino acids. Gene Ontology annotation, molecular function: pyridoxal phosphate binding. Gene Ontology annotation, cellular component: mitochondrion. Gene Ontology annotation, biological process: GABA catabolic process. The transcript is spliced from 15 exons. The record is from RefSeq and is a predicted model, not a curated record.
AGCAGGAGGCAAGAAGAAAAAUUCAUUUUGCGGCUGAAGAAAAAUCCCAUUGAAUAAAAUGGCCCUGAUGCUGCUCAAUCGGCACGUAACAUGGUCACUGCAACAGAGUUCCAGGAUAUUGGCAGUAGGAUUCCGAGGAAUCAGCCAAGUGGCAGCUAAAAUUGACAUGGAAUUUGGCUAUGAUGGGCCACUGAUGAAGACCGAAGUCCCUGGGCCAAGAUCCAGGGAACUAAUGAAACAGUUGAACAGAAUUCAGAACGCAGAAGCGGUCCACUUUUUCUGCAACUACGAAGAAAGCCGAGGAAAUUAUCUCGUGGAUGUCGAUGGGAACCGGAUGUUAGAUCUCUACUCUCAGAUUUCAUCCAUCCCGAUUGGCUACAGCCACCCAUCUCUGAUCAAAGUUUUGCAGCAGCCCCAGAAUCUGAGUACUUUUGUCAACAGACCUGCCCUAGGAAUUUUGCCUCCAGAAAAUUUUGCUGAAAAGCUAAAGGAAUCUUUGCUUUCGGUUGCUCCUAAAGGUCUCUCUCAAGUCAUAACCAUGUCCUGUGGAUCUUGCUCCAAUGAAAAUGCCUUUAAAACCAUAUUUAUGUGGUACAGGAACAAAGAACGAGGCGACAACAGUGUUACCAAAGAAGAGUUGGAGACCUGCAUGAUUAACCAGCCCCCAGGUUGCCCAGAAUACAGUAUGCUUUCCUUCAUGGGUGCAUUUCACGGAAGAACCAUGGGCUGCUUGGCCACGACGCACUCCAAGGCCAUUCACAAGCUGGACAUCCCGUCUUUUGACUGGCCCAUCGCUCCCUUCCCAAGGCUGCAGUACCCCUUGGAAGACUUUGUGCGAGAAAACCAGCAGGAGGAAGCACGCUGCUUAGAGGAGGUGGAAGAUUUGAUUGUUAAAUACAGGAAAAAGAAUAAAGUGGUUGCGGGAAUUAUUGUGGAACCCAUUCAGUCCGAAGGGGGUGACAAUCACGCAUCAGAUGACUUUUUUAGGAAAUUGAGAAACAUCGCAAGAAAGCACGGCUGCGGUUUCUUGAUAGACGAGGUACAAACGGGAGGCGGAUGUACUGGCAAGUUCUGGGCCCACGAACACUGGGGUCUCGAGGACCCAGCGGACGUCCUGACUUUCAGCAAGAAGAUGAUGACCGGAGGGUUUUUCCACAAGGAUGAAUUCCGGGCGAAUGCGCCAUAUCGGAUAUUUAACACAUGGCUUGGGGACCCUUCCAAGAAUCUCCUGCUAGCAGAGGUCAUUAAUGUCAUCAAAAGGGAGGACCUCCUGGGGAACGUCACCCAUGCCGGGAAGGUCCUAUUGAUGGGGCUGCUGGAAUUACAGAGUCGCUAUCCCCAUCUCAUCAGCCGAGCCCGGGGACGAGGGACGUUCUGCUCCUUUGACACUCCAAAUGACGCAAUUCGGAACAAGCUCAUUGAAAUAGCAAGAAACAAAGGUGUGGUAUUAGGCGGCAGUGGGAACCGAUCGAUCCGUUUCCGACCCACUCUGGUCUUCCGAGACCACCACGCGCAUCUCUUCCUGAACAUCUUCAGCGAUAUUCUGGCAGACUUCAAGUAGCCGAAUCCCACCUUGCACUGAGAGAAGCCAAAUAUCUUCCCAGAAUGUGCUUCUUUUUU